Messenger RNA from Thamnophis elegans (Western terrestrial garter snake), 1038 nucleotides. Its product is annotated as vomeronasal type-2 receptor 26-like. The record is from RefSeq and is a predicted model, not a curated record. NCBI's taxonomy places the organism in Eukaryota, Metazoa, Chordata, Lepidosauria, Squamata, Natricidae. Gene Ontology annotation, cellular component: membrane. Gene Ontology annotation, biological process: G protein-coupled receptor signaling pathway. Gene Ontology annotation, molecular function: G protein-coupled receptor activity. The coding region runs from base 1 to 1038 and encodes 345 amino acids. The transcript is spliced from 3 exons.
AUGACUGUUUUGGCCAAAACAGAAGAUAUGACUACUGUGAAGACAAUGCUGAACAUUGUUUGUCGGAGAAGGCAGAAAGAGAAGCAAGGAGGGCAAAAAGAUAUUGGUGGCUCCAAAACUCCAGCCAUGGCAGAUACAGAAAAGUGCAUCAAAUGCCCAGAUGAUCAAUAUCCAACAGAGAACAGGGUUCAAUGUAUCCCGAAAAGGAUAACCUUCCUGUCCUAUGAAGAACAUCUGGGUAUCAUCCUGGUCUCUUUUGCCCUACUCUUGUUCUUAACUACAGGAUUCAUUUUAAUCAUAUUCAUUGAAUACCUAGAAACUCCCAUUGUCAAAGCCAACAACCGGGACCUCUCCUUCAUCAUCCUGGUCUCCCUUCUGCUUUGCUUUUUGUCCUCUUUUUUCUUCAUUGGUCAACCAAGGAAAGUCACCUGUCUUCUCCGACAAACGGUGUUCAGCGUUGUCUUCUCAGUAGCUGUAUCUUCUGUGUUGUCCAAAACAAUCACAGUGGUGUUGGCUUUCCUGGCCACAAAACCAGGGAACAAAGUGAGAAGAUGGUUGGGGAAGAGCUUGGCCAACUUCAUCAUCCUUUCUUGUUCUGCUGUCCAAAUUAUCAUCUGCUGCAUUUGGCUAGCAGUUUCACCCCCAUUCCCUGACUCUGACCUCUACUCACAGCCUGGAAAGAUCAUCCUUCAAUGCAAUGAAGGCUCUGUCGUCAUGUUUUAUGUCGUCCUUGGCUAUAUGUGUUUCCUAGCUGCCAUUUGCUUUAUUGUAGCUUUCCUGGCUAGGAACCUCUCUGGGGCCUUCAAUGAAGCCAAGUUGAUCACCUUCAGCAUGCUGGUCUUCUGCAGCGUCUGGGUCUCCUUCCUGCCCACCUACCUGAGCACCAAAGGGAAAUACAUGGUAGCUGUUCAGAUCUUCUCCAUCUUGGCCUCCAGUGCUGGACUGCUGGGCUGCAUCUUCAUCCCCAAGUGCUACAUUAUCAUCCUGAGGCCAGACCUGAACACUAAGGAACAUCUGAUGAUAAGAGUUCGGAAAUAA